Molecule: messenger RNA, 945 nt
Organism: Diabrotica virgifera virgifera (western corn rootworm)
Lineage: Eukaryota; Metazoa; Arthropoda; Insecta; Coleoptera; Chrysomelidae
Product: leucine-rich repeat-containing protein 15-like
Exons: 1
Coding region: 1-945 (314 amino acids)
Cellular component (GO): extracellular matrix
Molecular function (GO): protein binding
Source: RefSeq, a predicted model, not a curated record
AUGACUUUUAAUACGCUGUUAAUUGCUUGUUUGUGUGUUCCAAUUACAAACUGUGAUUACUUUAAUGAAAUUACUAUAAAAAUAUUCAGAGGAGACAAUCCGUUGACCCUCGUUCACGCAAACACAGUCAACGAUGAAGAAAACAUCACUGAAGUCCAGAUAGAAGAUGAAGAUAUACCUGUAUUGAAAACCGGUACAUUUCAGAAUCUUCCUCGGUUAAAAGUAAUUCGGAUCCACAGAAAUAACCUGCAAGAUCUUGAAAAUUGUCCAUUUUACAACGUAACUGCUUUAAGAAUAAUAAAUCUCAAUUUCAACAGGAUUAAGGUAGUUCCAGAAAACGUUUUCGCUAACUUAUCUGUAUACAGAAUAGCACUAAAAGGGAAUGGAAUCAGCUUGUUACAAUCAGGAGCAUUUUACAAUCUGAGCAACUUACAUGCUCUGGAUUUAAGUUCAAAUAAUAUCAAGUAUUUACCAAAAGAUCUGUUUUAUUUAACGAAUAAUGUUAAAACAAUCGAUUUAAGCUACAACCAAAUGCAAUAUUACUGGAACAUUGUGCCGUAUAGUUAUUUUGCAGAACCAUUCGCCAAUGUCAACCGAGAUGAGCAUUCCUGUAUAGAUUUAAGCUUCAACAACUUUACUUUUAUAAGCAGUAUGUUGUUCAAGAACGUACCUUAUGUUAAACAAUUAUAUUUGAACAAUAAUAACAUCAAAAGGAUUGGGGAUGCUGCGUUUACCGAUUUAAGGUGGGUGGAGAUGAUAGAUUUGGAAGGAAACGAAUUGGAGGAACUUAGUGAUGGUACAUUGAAGAGUUUGUCUAUAGCAAAUUAUGUAAAUCUAGCUAACAAUCCUUGGAAAGAUGAUUUUGUUUGUAAAUACGAAACCUGGUGUUAUACAAAUGAUAGAACGAAUACAAUGGAUACCAGUUGUGUUUUAACAAAAAUUUAA